Molecule: messenger RNA, 1164 nt
Organism: Candidozyma duobushaemuli
Lineage: Eukaryota; Fungi; Ascomycota; Pichiomycetes; Serinales; Metschnikowiaceae
Product: glucose-induced degradation complex subunit
Exons: 1
Coding region: 1-1164 (387 amino acids)
Biological process (GO): proteasome-mediated ubiquitin-dependent protein catabolic process
Cellular component (GO): cytoplasm; nucleus
Molecular function (GO): protein binding
Source: RefSeq, a predicted model, not a curated record
AUGACCGGAUUCAGCUUCCAAGAACAUGAGGAUAUUCUCCAUACUUCUCUGGAGCCAUCGCAAAGAUUGUAUACUCAUGAUCAAAUCCCUCGGCAAAAAAUAAACAAGCUCAUUCUCAAUUACUUCAUUCAAGAAGGGUUCCCUAAUGCUGCGUUGAGUUUCUCGAAGGAAGCCCAAAUCGAUUUGAAGCAAGAUGAAGAAUCUUGGGUGCAGCUGGAGAAAGAGACAAAGAAAUUUCUUACCACACCAAAAAUCUCUUCACAAGACUUCAUCGAUGCUGUCAACGAUUACCUAAAUUCACUGAAGACUAGUGCUCCACAAGAAGACCACGCAAUCGAAGAGACGGCUCGUGAUACGAUCAGGGGGUUCUCCUCAAUCGAAAAAAGAAAAGAGAUCAAAUACUUGGUAUUGAAAGGUGACAUCACCAGGGCAAUUGCCGCCAUCAGCACAUACUUUCCUUCGGUUCUAGACUCCAACAACCUUUUGCUUUUCAAGCUACUAAGGCUCAACUUGAUCGAAAUGAUCAGGGCACAUAAACUACAAAUGAGUCAUCUCAUGAACGAGGACGCUGCAGCGGAGCGCAAGUUCUUGGACGAUAUACUCAAAUUCGUGAGGAAGAACCUUAUAAGCAAGGUGACGCAAUCAUACGAUUUAUUGAAGGAGCUCGAAAUGACCAUGAGUUUGUUGUGUUUUAACUUUGACCCCAAGAGACCAGUUCAGGAGCUGAGUGAUCUUCCGGAGGAGUUGAAGCAGCUCUUCGACUUAUCGCUUCGUGCAGAUUGCUACAGGGUAGUGAACAGGGUGAUUUUGGACUUGGAGAACUCGGAGCAGGACUCGAUCCAGUUCAGAAGACAGGAGACUGUGAACUUCAGUGCCGACCUGCUAGCUCGGGCAGGACCUCCUCCGACUUUGAAGCUCAAGGAGGAUGUAGAUAUGGAAGACUCCAGCGAAACAACAGACAUUGAGGAUCUCAUACCCAAGGAUUUUACAGAUAAAGAGCCGGUACUCGCUCCUUCAGUUGAUAAGACUGCUGAAGAGCAGCCGAACCUGUUGGACUCACGACUCGAGACAAUUGCAAAGCUAUGGGUGAUGACUGAAAGGGUUCUAGUGGAGAAGAAGAUCAUUCCACACAGAGAAUUGAAGGGGGAGAAGAGAUGGCUUUGA